AUGGCUGCCAUCACCCGCCAGGCGGCUCAGCCGUGCUGCUCCAAGCCCUCUGGAGCGCGCGCUGUGGCCGUGCGUCCAUCCCGGCUGGCCGUGCGUUGCAGGGCCGAGGCGGUGGCCCAAGCUUCGCCCGCGGAGGCUCCCGAGAAGGGCACGAGCGUUGAGAAGCUGCUUCCAUCUUUGAAGGCUGCCCUGGAUAUCGAGGAGAUCAAGAAGAUAUUGCCGCACAGGCAAGCCGCCCGGAUCGUUGCGCGCGGGGUCGGGCGCGAGCACGAUGCGGCGGGCGCUGCUGUGCAUCAUUUCAUCUGUGCAACACCAUGGCCGCUAAUGUUCAAUUGGUACCCCUUCCUCCUUGUUGACCGCGUGGUGGAGGUGGUGCCCCAGAAGUACGCCAUCGGCUACAAGAACAUCACCGUGAACGACCAGUUCUUCAACGGCCACUUCCCAGAGCGCGCCAUCAUGCCUGGGGUGCUGCAGAUUGAGGCCAUGGCGCAGCUCGGCGGCAUCGCCAUGCUGGACCCCAGCGACGAGGCGGCCAGGAACCAGUUCUUCUUCGGCGGCAUCGAGGGCUGCCGCUUCAGGCGGCCGGUGGUGCCCGGCGACACGCUGGUGAUGAAGGUGGAGGUGACCAAGUUCAACAAGCGGUUUGGCAUCGUGAAGAUGGACGCCAAGGGCUACGUUGGCACAGAGCUGGCGGUGGAGGCGGAGCUCACCCUGGCGAUGGGCAAGGCCUCGUAA
This is a messenger RNA of Monoraphidium neglectum, 735 nucleotides long. Its product is annotated as 3R-hydroxymyristoyl ACP dehydrase. Bases 1 to 735 code for a protein of 244 amino acids. The transcript is spliced from 4 exons. The record is from RefSeq and is a predicted model, not a curated record. Lineage: Eukaryota; Viridiplantae; Chlorophyta; Chlorophyceae; Sphaeropleales; Selenastraceae.